Messenger RNA from Drosophila ficusphila, 523 nucleotides. RefSeq lists its product as uncharacterized. The transcript has 2 exons. The coding region runs from base 35 to 409 and encodes 124 amino acids. NCBI's taxonomy places the organism in Eukaryota, Metazoa, Arthropoda, Insecta, Diptera, Drosophilidae. The record is from RefSeq and is a predicted model, not a curated record.
GUUAAACUAAGAAGUCUUUUAUAUUUCAUUCUUUAUGGUUUUCGGUUUUGUUUUUCAGUCUCUUCAAAAUUUGUUAAGGUCGGUAAAAUCUACGAUUAUGGGGGAUUCCAGCAAUAAGACAGAUUCAAUUGCUAAUGUAAUCGUACCCCCGAUACCAAAAUUAGGCGAUGCGCAUAUGUACUGGAUGUGGCGAAUGCUAAUUAAAGCUUAUUUGUCAGCGAUUGGACUUUGGAACAAAAACCUUCCUAAAGAGUGCGCCCACACAAAGUUUGUUAUUCUUAGCACCUUAGAAGUGUGGGUUUUAAGAAAGGAGUAUGAGGACAUGACGUGCAGAUCUAUUUUCGAAGAUCUAGAAUCACGCUACCGUUCCACUGCGAUCCAAAGACGAUCAGAAGAAUGCUUCAUAUAAAACCGAUAAGAUCAAGUAUUUAAAUUGAAUAUCUUGCAUAGAAACUGUAUUGAAACAAACUUUUUUUCUUCUUAAUUACUAAGAAAUGUUAAAAAUAAAAAAGCCGCGUAAAAA